Symbiodinium natans is the source of this 5898-nucleotide messenger RNA. The record is from the annotation of a GenBank genome assembly. NCBI's taxonomy places the organism in Eukaryota, Dinophyceae, Suessiales, Symbiodiniaceae.
AUGAGACGCAUGGACUUGGAGGAGAAGCGCCGAAACGAGGCCGAGAAGGCAGCGGAGACUGCUAAGUUGGUUGCUGAAGCUGCAGCUAAAGCCAAGACUGGUGGCGGAGCAUCGCCCAGCGCUUCAGGAACGGCUACGGCUUUAGAUCCUACAGUGGUGCUGAGUCAGUUGGCCACGGCAGUGGCCCAGCUUGCUAGCGUGAACCAGCCAAAGCCCAAUACCUGGUCUGAAAGCAAGUAUGUGAAGGCCCCAGAGAUCUUCGCGCCGAAAAGCCUCGAUGAAGAAUUGAGCCAGUGGAGUGAAUGGAGCUUUACCUUUAAACAAUGGAUGUACAUCCAAGAAGAGGAGUAUCGCAAUGAAUUUCAGAAGUGCGAGACUGCAGACAGCUUCGUGAGCUUUGAGUCGUAUGCCCCCGAAACGAAGGCUAGAAGUAUCAGACUGUAUGCCAUUUUGGCAACAUAUUUGAGACAGAGGCCCCUUCGCAUUCUUCGUAGUGUGGAGAACCGCGACGGUUACAGAGUGUGGAGAACCCUUUCAGACGAAUUGCAACCACAGUCACGACCCAGAGCACUUGCACUAGCUCAGGCUCUUGUCCGGUUCCCUGCGUAUAAGGAGGGUGGCUCACUAUUGGACUACACGUUAGCCUUUGAGAGGUUAGUACAAGAGUACGACAAAGUGGCUGCAGCUCCAUAUGACGACAACCUUAAGAUCAGCACCCUCCUCAGUGGCCUGCCAGGAGAUGUCAAGAAGUACUUGCAGCUCAACCUGGACGAGACAAUGACCUACGAGAAGAUGCGCACGGGGUCUUCGGAACAUUUGCUUCGUUCAGUUGGGAUUGAGAAAGAUGCAAAGUAUCUAGAAUCUGGGGGUCCUACGCCGAUGGAUGUUGAUAGGGUGGAGCAAGGCAAGGACAGAAGCAACAAAGGCGAAAAGGGCAGAAAGGGCAAGGACAAGGGCAAGGGCAAGUAUCAUUACCAGCAACAUGGCAACAAAGGCUGGGGCAGCUAUGGGGACAAAGGCUCUGGCAAGCAGUGGGGAAAGAACAACAAGGGCAAGGACAAGAGUGGGAAGAAUGGAAAGAAAGGCAAGGACAAGGACAAAGGCAAGGGCAAGCUUGGUCCAUGCUACACGUGUGGGCGAAUGGGACACAUUGCAGCUGAUUGUCGUGCCGGAGUGCGUCAAGUGCAAGAGAGUGAGAGCAGUACCUCAGUUCCUUCGUCUAGCGCGUCAACAGCUUCGUCGAAUGCCUCAACAACCUCAAGUGCCCGAACAAUACCCCAAGUUCGCCGUUUGGAGUUGCACACUAUGCCCGUGAUUGAAGAGAUUGAAGCAGAAAGUGAGUUCCUGAUCUACACUCCGCCAAGUGCCCCAACAUGUCAGUACUAUGACCUCUCUGGCCAGGAUAGCGAGAACGAGAACUUCAGCGAGAUCCGGAUGGUCACCUUGGAGAGCGAGGCUUUAGAGGAGACAGAGCCCGAGCUAGCAUCUACGAGCACGUUGAUGUUUGACAUUCACAGUCCACGCAGUUCUGAUGGUGAAGAUUGUGGUCAUGUGCGUGUAGUGCGUGAGCAAAUGGUAGGCUAUCAGGAGGUGAUCCUAGACAGCGGUGCUGAUGUGACAGUGCUGCCCAUGAACAUGAGUGAAGCUGGAGAGGAGAGUGGGAGUGUUGCAAACAUUAGAGACGCCCAAGGUAACACUAUCGCGUCGAGCAGUACGAGACGGAAUGUGAUCUUUGAGAUGGAGGGCCUAGAUGGCAAGAAGAUCUACUUCAAGGAUAGAGCGGUCAUUGGGAACGUUCGGCAACCACUGAUGUGCGUAGGCAAGUUGUUUCAGAAUGAUUGGUCAGUGCAGCGAGAUUCAAGUGGCAGUCAUGUAAUGGCACGAGGAAACCAAGGGUUCGCAGUGCACUGGGCCAGAAACUCCUUAGCGACACGUUGCAAGAUCUACAGAAUCGAGUCUGGAGAUGAUGCGAGCUCGAAUGUUCGGAUGAUUGUUGAGAUCCCUGAAAACCUUGAGCGACUCUCAGCCACACCUGGGUGGAAGCUGAGGCGAGAUGGACAGCCAAUGCAUGUGAGCAUGUCCAGUGAUUGCACAGUAAACCCAGGCAGAUCGUAUCCGAGUCACAUCUGGCCAUUCCGAAGUACGUUGGUGCACAAGGGUGAGAGAAAGUAUGAGGUUUUCGAGAGUGGCGAAAUCUGGGAAGGCAGAGAGGUUUUGCAGACUUAUGGCCCCAAAGUGAAGAUGAUCACGCUGCUGUCCCAGAACCCUGUAGAUCCCGAGACACUUGGAGCUGUUCAAUCGGAACUCGCUCGUCCACAAGUUCGAGGUCAAGCGAGAGAAGCUGAAGCGCCAGAAGAAGCUAGAGAAGAGAGAUGUGAGCGACCAAUGGAAGUAGAAGUGGGUGCAUCCCAGGCACUUGGUCUUGCAGAGAGUGGUCCACCUGAUGGGCCUGAGGAGCGAGCCGAACAUCCUGCUGAGGCAGAUGUGCUUCCGAGGGAAACUGGGGAAGAGAAGUUGGUCAUUAAUGGGAUCGAGGUCUUCGAAACUUCAUCUUUGAGAACAUUGCGGGCAGCGUGCCAGUACAUGCGCAUAAGCAAGAGUGGUGGUAAAGGAGUGCUAUGGGCAAGGCUGCAAGCAGAGAUUGCAGAUUCUCGAAUCAAGGCGGCAGUCCAGGCGUCCGAUGCGAUGUUGACAGAGUAUGCUAGACAGCCUCAAGUGGAACCUCAAGCGGCGCUGCCUGAUCAAGCCACCAUAGACCUUCAUGAAAUAACCCACUUCCCUCGAGCAUCUUGGUGCUCAGCGUGCUUGUCAUCAAGAAGCAGGGAGGACAACCACCCGGGAGCCGAGACGAAGGAGAGAGGCGUGAUACACGUCGACUUCAUGUUUGGUAGAACAGAAACGCCGGGCAGUGAUGAAGAGCAUGCGAUGUCAACACACAUGGUGGUAGUGGAUGAGCAGACGAACUUCUGUCUUUGUGUACCAGUAGAAUCCAAAGCGGCUCAUGACUUGAAGAAUGCGACUGAAGAAGUGGUGAAGCUAGGAGCGGUGCUGGGACAUUCAGAGCUAGUGAUCCGAGGUGACAGCGAGCCAGCCAUGAUCCAGUUCCUCAAGACCGUGAGUGCGAGCAGAUCGAGGCUGGGAUUGGGAACUAAGAUCGAAGUGGCACCUCCGGAUUCACAGCUGCACCAUGGGUUGAAAGCUGAGCGCUUCAUUACCAUAGUGAGAUCGAUGGGAAAGUGUUUGUUGGCUUCGAUAGAAGAAAAGACAGAUUUCAUGUUCUUCGUUGCGGCCAGACCCCGUUUGAACUCCUCCAUGGUAGAGCGUAUGCUGGGAAGUUGUGCCCGUUUGGCGCAACAGUGUUUGCCCAAAUCCUUCCGAAAACGAAUGCCAAAGCAAUGCGUGUGGUUGGGAAAGUCUUCCAUGGGAAACUUAAACCUGGUGGCGGAUCAGCAUGGAGUACACUAUGCAAGGUCGGUACGGAGGGGUUCCACAACGUAUGUGACUGAAAACCUUGUGAGCAUGAAGGGUGUGCCGUGGAACUCCGUGUUGGAUGUUGUCCCGACCAAGCCCAAAAGAGCGCCCAGAAUCAGAGUACCGGAUGUGUUGCUUCCCCAAGCGCCUCAAGAUGAAGCAGCGAGUGACCCACCUUCGUCGGUGGCUGGUGAACCCGCAGGAGGGAUAGGAGGUGGAAUUACUCCUGAAGGCGGUUCAGUGAUGAGCACGGAUUCACCUGAGAUGCUUCCUGAUGCCGAAAUGGAGAAUGCGAGUCAGGUGGUAGAGCUUGAGGGAUACAUGCUUAGAAGAGUCGUGGGCACCAGUCACCCUACAAACCACGAAGAUGAAAUCGAGAUAGAGGGUUUAGAGGUGGACCUACCAAUCGAGAGCAUGGAGCAGGACUACGAGAAGGGGCUUGAGGGGCAAAGCGUUGAGGAUCACGAAGAAUUGCCUUGGAAGGGUAGAACGUAUGAAGAGGGUCCUCCUCAACUAAGCCAGCAAGAACUGGAAGAGUUGGACAGAAGGAUGGAUGACGUUGAGUAUACCAGGUUGGAGAAGAUGGGAGUCCUGAGACCCAUGCAACGUGAAGAAGAUGGUAAGGGCAUGGUGUGUUUAAAGUCGAAGACGGUGCGCGACUGGAGGUUCAGGGGGGAGUGGCGAAGGAGAUCGCGUUUGGUGGCGAAGGAGUUUAGACACCUUCAACCGGCCCUUGAAGACCUGUAUGCUCCAGCGAGCCUUGGGAUCCUCCAGAAGUUGCUAGCGGGCUUGUGUGUGAGUGGGGAGAACCUCGUCAUGUACAUGGUUGAUGUUUCCGAUGCUUACCUUAUGGUACCACAGAGGAGACCUACAUACAUCACUACCUCAACAGGACUCUCCUAUGAACUCAAAUACAAUCUUCCCGGACAGCGUAGUGGGGCGAGAGAUUGGUUCAUGUAUGCAGGGGCGAUUUUCGCGAAAGAUGGCUUGACAUCGUAUCCUGCAGCACCAGCAGUGUAUUAUGAACCAAAAUCCCUUGCGUGUUCAACACACGUAGAUGAUUUUCAGUUUGUCUCAGGCGAGAAGAGGGCGAGCAAACUGCUGGGCAACUUGAAGAAGUCGGGCCUUAAGCUCAAGAUAGAAGGACCGAUAGAUCCGUUUGGAGGACAAGGACAUUUCUUGAAGCGUUUGUUUCAAGGGAAGGAUGGCAGCAUCAGGGUGAUCCCAGAGAAGAGGUACGUGGAGAAGUUGAUCUCAAUCCUGCAACUUGAGCGCAGCGCGAGCAAAGCGACACCACUUCCCUCAACCAUAAGGUAUCCUCAAGAAGACCCGCCUUUAGAAGGUUCUGCGUACAGCACGUUCAGAAGCGCUUUGGGUCUUUUGCUCUACAUGGCCAAUGAUAUUCCAGAGAUCCAUUUUGCCAUGAGACUCCUUGGAUCCAGAUGUGCAAGUCCGAGUGAGUAUGACCUUGCGAUCAUGCGACAUGUGGGCAAGUACAUGAAGGGGAGACCUGAGUGGGUACUCCAGUUGAAGCUCACACGCCCUGGCAGGACAUUGGAACAGCGGCUUCGAGAGUGUGACACUGAAUGCACCAGAGAUCCCGUUAGCGAGCGUGGAAGCUUCAGUAGGUGUGAGCAUGACGUUGAACAUGAACAUGAAGGAGAAUGCAGUUUUGGUACAGGACAUGUCUUAGAAGUGAUCACGGACUCAGAUUGGGGUUCAAGGAUGUUUGGGCGCAAGAGUGUGUCAAGCUAUUCUCUCUACUUGAACGGCAACAUGGUUUUCGUGUCCACCAGGCUCCAAAAGUCCUACGCCCUAAGCUCAACAGAGGCUGAGUGGAUGUCUUCGUUGUUGGGAGUCGCAGACGGCAUCUUUGUCAAGCAAUUCCUUGAAACAUUCCUUGAAUCCGAGGUGAAGCUAGCGCACAGAGUGGACAACUCCGGGGCUCGGGCGCUGGCAUCACGAGAAGGAGCCGGCAAGCUGAGACACAUAGACUUGUCUUAUUUGUGGCUUCAGAAAGAGAAUCGUUCGGGGCACGUUUUGACAAGACCAAUUUCUACGUACGCAUGUCCGUCGGACCUGGGGACAAAACCUCAUUCAAAGAAGCGAAUCCUUUUCCUCCUGGGCUUGAUGGGGUACGUUGACAAUGAGACGGGCGUUUUGGCAGGGGGGAAGGAAGUGAAGGAGUACUUAGUCUCUGCAGCGAUCAAGCAAGGCCAGCAAAACAACAUCUUGAGAGUUCUGCUUGCUAGCUAUUUAGCUCCUGUAGCAAUGGGCUCCGGGAUUGGUGAGCAGUCCGAGAACAAUGCAACGAUUGUGCUCUUUGUGAUCAGCAUUUUCAUUGUCAUGAUCAUAGGGGGGUUUUGUGCAGCCACGUUGGGGUCAAGAGUCCAGCAGCUCAAGUUCGUCAAAAUCUCUGUUGGAUGA